UAGAGCUCUUCAAAGUGGAGAUUUUAGUAGAAAAAUGGCCGAAAUUUUCCGAACAAUCUCCCAAGAAAGUCGAAUAAUUCCGCAGUUAAAAUGGUUUCAGAGGGGUCAAGAAUAGAAAUUUUACUGCAGUUUAGACAACACAGGAGCUUUACCCAGGAACGAGGUCGAAUCUCUAGUCUUCCAACCACUAGCUGGAUCACUCCUUUACAUUAUCUCCCCACUGAGCGUGCUGAUUUACUCUCACAAGGGCUUGGUCAUGAUUACCGCAGUGGCUCUACUCUCAAUGAUGGGUACACGGAUGGAACCAACUCUGUGUCAGAUACAUAUAUCUCAGGUUCCAUACAGGAGCCAUAUACGGAGAGACCGAUAUCGUUCAAAGAUUUCUAUUAUAAACAGUAUCUGUCUGUGCAAGAUCAGACCCCUCACACAGAGCCCCAACCGACCUAUACAAGCAGGAGCUCCAACCAUGGUGGAUACUUAAGUGCAAUGGGAGGCCUCCAGGGAAGUGACCCUGAACUCCCCGCCUACAGUUCCACGAUGCAUAAUGAUCGUAAUCAGACUUUAGAAGCUCCAAACCCUUUGAGUCUACUCUCUAGUGUCUCGCUUCAAGUGGAUCGACCAACAAAGCAAUCUACAACUGACAGUCAUAAUUACAUUGAUACACAUAGUGUUUUCACAGGGGAUAAACGCUCUGAUGUUACUCAAGGCUUACCCUUAGUAUUCAGUCUUCCAACCAGCUCUAAGCACCAAGAACCUCCCAUCCUCGCAGGGAAUCUAUUUUCCCCUGGCCAAACAUUUUACUCAGAUGUUCAACAUAAUGACCCACUAGAAAGAGAACGUAAUGAUGCACUUACUGAUACUGCUUUAGAUCUGAUUUCAACAUACGAGCGCAGAAAUGAACCAAUUAACAUGAGUUUAGAUUCAGGCUAUUACACAAACAUUAAAUCCCUAGAUCUGAUGAGUGCACCUUACUCAGAGAAACGUCCCCAAGGUCAGCUUGACAUUUACGAACAACUGAAGGGCCUGGAUGUACAAUUAUUAUUAAAACAAAAACCUGACUUGGCAAGAAGUCUACUCAAUGAUCUGCCAAGUCCAAAUUUUCUUCAGCACAGCCCACUUCUUCCAUUAGAUAAGAAUCUACUCUCAAAGCCACUCGAUAUUAAUGCUUCAAAUUCAUUUAUGUCGCCAAAAUCUAUUAAUGUACCUAGUCAGGACUUUGGUGCUAGUGACUCUGAUUCUGACCAGGAGGACACAAAAACUGGAGUAGUCGAACCAAAGGAGUCGUUAAACAUUGCAGAGACAGUAGCUGAUGUGGUCUCUAUGUUAGAAAAUGAACAAUCUCAAAUUCUGAAUGCAAAACCGAAUAACUUGAACAGUGUGUCAACUGCUCAUUUACAUGAACAAUCACAAAUUCUCAGCAAUUCAAAACCAAAUAUAAACUUGCCAACUACUCACCUACAUGUUAAGACACCCCAGAAUGAUCUAUAUGGAGAGUAUAUUAACAUUAAACGUAAAGCUCAGUUGAGAGCUGAGGCUAGCAAAGCCAGAGACUUGCAGAUUGAGCUUGAUCAACGCAAUAUCAAUCAGGCUCAUACUGUUGAACAUAAUCUCAUUGAUCAUAAUAUGCAUGUUGAACACAAUGGACUUGAUAAUUCAGGGCUGGCCACACCAAAUGUGGAACAUCCAAAUAGAAUUGACAAUUCAGGGCUGGAUGCAACAAAUGUGGAACAUCCAAACAGAAUAAGCAAUUCAGGGCUAAAUGCAACAAAUGUGGAACAUCCAAAUAGAAUUGACAAUUCAGUGUUGGCCGUAACAAAUGUUGAACAAACAAAUAGAAUUAACAAUUCAGAGCUGGCUGCAACAAACCUUGUACACCCAAAUAGAAUUGAUAAUUCAGGGUUUGCUGCAGUGGCAAUGGAGAACUUAACUACAGUUCAUCCUAUGGGGUUCGAAGACAAGCCAAGUUUGAUACCACAUAUUCGACAGGCUUUGAGCAAUUUUAGUAAUUCUGACAUGCCAAUGACAAUCGAAUCUCCCCCUCCAGAAUAUGUUUAUGCAACUCAUGCACCACCAAAAUCUGAACCCUCUGAGGAUGGUGUCAAAUCUUGUCUUCCACCACCAUCGUGCCUUCUUGUCCCUCCUCUGCCCCAUCCACCACCAUCAACCCCAGAGCCACGUUCAAGUACGCCAAAGAACCCUCCAUCAAAGGAUUUAUCGAAUCAAUGCCAACAUUGCCAGAAGAUGUUUAGUCAACGAGGAAAUCUUGAGAAACACAUCCGGGCCGUGCAUCUGGGUGCCCGACCUUUCGAGUGUGAUAUCUGCGGGAAAGCUUUCGGUUACAAACAUGCAAUGAUAAAACAUAAAGUGUGCCAUACUAAUGAAAAGCCAUUCAGCUGUGAAGAAUGUGGGAGAAGUUUUAGACGUUUAGACACCUUGGUACAGCAUAGACAGACUCAUCUUGAUGAUAAAGACAAGAAAUAUACUUGCCCAGUGUGCUCGAGAAAAUUCACUCAAAUUGGUGGGCUGACACAGCAUGUCUCUACCCACACUGGAGUAAAGAAAUACAAAUGUGAUCUUUGUCCACGGCAGUUUGGUCAACGUCGUCACCUUCGGGACCAUUCCUGGGUGCAUACUGGCACUAAGCCUUAUAUAUGUGAGAUUUGUGGAAAAACAUAUGCUCAGAAAGAUCGUAAGACGCUCCAUAUGAAGGAACACGAGGGGAAGGUUUACAAUUGUCAUAUAUGUGAAAAGCAGUUCCAUUCAGAAGCGAAAUUAAAGGUACAUACGCGAAACCAUAACAAACCCUUCCCUUGUACUGUAUGCGACUUUCGAUUUACCCAAAGGUCACAUCUCAAUACACACAUGAAGAAGCAUGCAGAAAAGUCGGUUAUCGUUUGUGAGUUAUGUGAGGAAUCAUUUCUGACUGUCCAAGGAUUAACUCAGCAUACCCAGCGAGCUCAUGGUGAGAAAAGUGUCAAUUCAAAAUUGUUUAAUUGUAAGUUAUGUUCUAAGGGGUUCACUAGGAAGACAGUUCUCUACGCCCAUAAUAGAAAAGUCCAUCCAGAAAGUGCGCCUCAGUAUAGCUGUAAUGAGUGUGAUCUUGACUUCAAAUCUCGUAAAGAAUUGAACACGCAUAUGAAAUCUCAUUUUGAAAACUACAAAUGUGAACUUUGUAAGAAGAAAUUCAAAUUGGAGUCUAGAUUAAUAAGGCAUGUGUGUAGUUCAUCAAAAGCUGAAAAUAAUCAAACAAGGGAAUUGAACAAUGGGGAUCAGGAAGACGAUACAUCUGCUGGUGCAGUUGAUCUGACGAUGCAAUCCAAGCUAAAGCCUAAACGAAAGAGGCGAAGAAAUGUGCCAAACAAAGAUCUGAUUAAAACAAAAGAUAUAUCAGAAUCUGAAAGCAAUGUUACAGUGUCACCAAAAGUAAAUGGUAUAAAUGCAAUAAAACCUAAUGAGUAUGCAGAUGUUACAGUAUGUGAAGAGGCUCCUCAUAAUACAAUGGAUCUUGAGGCUAUAACUGAUAUUUCUGAUGAUGAGCAAUCUACAAAUGCGGAUGAUGAUACGCCAACAAAGGACAAUCUCAAUAAUACAAAUGGUGCCAUACAUAAAGAAUCAACUGCUAAAACAUUUGAUUGUGAAAAUAAUGUAAGAGAAGCUAAGAAAAGGAAAGAAAUUGAAGGUCCAGUUAAUGGUAUUUACAAAAAAAUGAAGAAAAACAAAGGAAAAAAUGGUGUAACCAUGAAUCAUGUGACCUAACCUACGAAUUUAGUAUAAAAAUAAAACUUCUUACGUGUUAGGUUUUUUGAGGUUUUCAAAAAUAAACCAAAUAUGAAUGAAAAAAAUGUUUUCAUCAUCUGUCAGACUGCAAAGACAAUUAUGUUUUGAGGUGGUUAAAGCCAAAAAGGUAUAAAAAUGAGUUGAAAUGAUGUGUUCUUCAUGUUACAUGUAUACACUGCUGAAUUAUUUGUGUCCAAUUAAUCAAUACCCAUCCAUCAGAAUCUCUUCAUGUCACAAUCGGAAUGAAUUGUUCCAACAAACAAGAAUAUACACUCCCCAUU
Molecule: messenger RNA, 4058 nt
Organism: Owenia fusiformis
Lineage: Eukaryota; Metazoa; Annelida; Polychaeta; Sabellida; Oweniidae
Source: the annotation of a GenBank genome assembly